CCAUACUGACAGCGACAACACACCAACGAUGAUUCCCAGCAGAGGGUUACAGCCCGUUCGCCGUGCGCAGCUUGCGGCCAGCGCGUCGCUUCUUGUACGUGCUGGUACGGCAAGACAGUUCUCCUCCGCUCAUCGACGGGCUACCCUCUCAACCGCCUCGUCGCUAUCACGACGGAUACAGCGGCGCCGACUCGACGCCUGCACAGUUCGGUAUGCGUCGUGGUAUGCCCCUUGGACCUGGGGUCGGUCCAGCACACCCGCGCCGGAGACUGAGGCUUCGCCCAUAGAAACCAAAGCCGACUCGGAGCCGCUGGCAGCACAGCAGAACCUUUCCGACCCCGCCGUUGCGGCCUCAACCCCGGAAUUGACGGCGACGACUUCAGCUCAGGAAGCCUCGGGACAAACUGUGUCCGCCGCAACGGAUGCUAGUCGUGGAAGUGUGGAAGAAUACCUCGACAAUGCCCUGGAGUUUAAAUGGGUCGACGACGCUGCAGCGACGGUUACCAAGUAUGGGGAUCUCAAAGCCAUGGGUCUGGAUUACGGAUGGGGACCCACAGCAAUGGUCGAGUGGAUGAUGGAGCACCUGUAUCUCGGUGCUGGGCUUGGCUGGGGCGCCUCCAUCAUCGCGCUCACGCUUAUCAUUCGUACCACAAUGUUCAAGCUGCAGAUGAAUAGCUCGGAUGCCAUGGCCAGGCUAGCGGCCAUCACGCCCGUGAUGAGGAAAUUGAACGCUGAGAUGACAGCGGCGAAGGCGGGGGGAAAAAUGGAUGAGAUGCAGGUUGUGCGGAGGAAGAUGACUAGGGUUUACAAGGUCAUCGGCGCGAAUCCCGCUAAGAGCUUCCUGCCUCUGGGGUUCCAGGCCGUCAUUGGUUUUGGGGCCUUCAGGUGCUUGAGGGGUAUGUCGAAUUUGCCGGUCCCGGACAUGACGCAGGCCGGUUUCCUGUGGUUCCAAGAUUUGACUGUUUCGGAUCCGUAUAUGAUUAUACCUGUGGUUGCAGGUGGUAUCAUGUAUGUGUCGAUGAAGAUGGGCGGCGAAGCCGGUCCGCAGUCUGACCAGAGUAUGGGCACCGAAGGCAUGAGGACCAUCGUUAAGGUCGGAAUCCCCGUCAUGAUGACUAUAGUGGGCAUGUUCCAACCCGCAGCUGUCCAGCUGUACCUCUUGUGCACGUCCACCACCAGCAGCAUAGCCGCCUAUCUUCUCCGCAAUGCCAGUUUCCGCCAAAGAUUCAACCUCGCCCCGUUGCCUACCAAGGAAGCCCAAGAAUUCUGGAACCAGGUUGCCGAUGGUAAAUACACCGUAGAGGAGGCCCUGCGCAUGACCGCCGAGAAGGGAAAGCUUCUGGAGGCAGGCCCCGUCGCCAACAAAGCCCCAACGCUCAAGUAUGAAGCCCCCCGUCUGAGAUUGAAGGGCGAGCUGCCCGCUCACAUACGUCCGCCAGCGCCCAAGGAGAAGGAGGUGUACGACGACCGGGACGAGGAUUUCGAUAACCCGCCCGAGAGGAUCAUGGACAGACUGGAUUGGUUUGGCCGGAACUACAAGCCGAGUUUUGUGUGGAAGCGGGCGAAGAAAUGGAUGCGUACGGCGUUUCGGAGUGGGGACGUGCAGGCGCAGCUUGCGCGGAGGAAGAAGGAGGAGGCAAAGAAGAAGGCGGAGGAGUAUGAGCUUAGGAGGAGGGCGAGGUUGAGGGGACAGUAAGACUAAGGGAGGGGAGAGAGGGUCGAGGAGAGAUUUGGAGGGGAGAUGUACGAUAGCUCCAUUGCCUCUGGGGGGAGGCUACUUCGUGUUUGUGUGAAUAGAUACUUCUUCGGGAGCAUAUGGUUGGAAAGAGAGAUGACGA
Molecule: messenger RNA, 1838 nt
Organism: Westerdykella ornata
Lineage: Eukaryota; Fungi; Ascomycota; Dothideomycetes; Pleosporales; Sporormiaceae
Exons: 3
Coding region: 29-1696 (555 amino acids)
Biological process (GO): mitochondrial respiratory chain complex IV assembly; protein insertion into mitochondrial inner membrane from matrix
Cellular component (GO): mitochondrial inner membrane
Molecular function (GO): membrane insertase activity
Source: RefSeq, a predicted model, not a curated record